AUGAAUGCAACUUGCAACGGCAGCAGCAUGUGGCCUGAUUCAAUCACCUACGUCUUCACCACCUACUCAGCCUUGCUGUUGGUGCUGGGCCUGUUGCUCAACGGCCUGGCACUCUGGGUAUUCUGCUCUCGUAUGCACCAGUGGACAGAGACCCGCGUCUACAUGACCAACCUGGCUGUGGCUGACCUCUGCCUGCUCUGUUCCUUGCCAUUCAUGCUGUACUCCCUGAGAGACACUUCAGACACACCAAUCUGUCAGCUCUCACAGGGUAUCUACCUGGCCAAUAGGUACAUGAGCAUAAGCUUGAUCACUGCCAUUGCUGUGGACCGCUAUGCGGCAGUGCGGCAUCCGAUACGUGCCCGUGAGCUGCGGUCCCCACGACAGGCUGCCGCAGUGUGUGUGACGCUCUGGGUGGUAGUGGUCAUCUCCCUGGUAGUGCGCUGGCGCCUGGGGCUGCAGGAGGGUGGUUUCUGCUUCAGGAACCACAGCCGGCAAAACUCCAGCACCAUCGCUUUCUCGCUGCUGGGCUUCUACCUGCCGCUGGUUGUAGUGGUCUUCUGCUCUUUGCAGGUUGUAACUGCGCUGGCGCAGAGGCCAACCACUGAUGUAGUGCAGGCAGAGGCCACCCGCAAGGCCACCCACAUGGUCUGGGCCAAUUUGGCUGUGUUUAUCUUCUGCUUCCUGCCGCUGCAUGUGGUCCUGACUGUGCAGUUCUCCAUGGGCUCUGUUCACACCUGUGCUGCGCGUCACACCUUCGGCCGUGCCCUGUCCAUCACAAGCAGACUCUCCGAUGCCAACUGCUGCCUGGAUGCCAUCUGUUACUACUACAUGGCCAAGGAGUUCCAAGAUGCAUCCAUGUCAGCCGUGUCCUCCAGUACACCCCACAAGAGCCAAGAUUCUCAGAGUUUGACUCUCACCUAGAAGUGAGCAUGUGCCGUGAAUCAGAGGAACCUGUGAUAUCAGCAAGGAGCCCC
Molecule: messenger RNA, 974 nt
Organism: Onychomys torridus (southern grasshopper mouse)
Lineage: Eukaryota; Metazoa; Chordata; Mammalia; Rodentia; Cricetidae
Gene: Gpr35
Product: G protein-coupled receptor 35
Exons: 1
Coding region: 1-921 (306 amino acids)
Biological process (GO): phospholipase C-activating G protein-coupled receptor signaling pathway; positive regulation of Rho protein signal transduction
Cellular component (GO): membrane
Molecular function (GO): G protein-coupled receptor activity
Source: RefSeq, a predicted model, not a curated record